This is a messenger RNA of Lymnaea stagnalis (great pond snail), 16120 nucleotides long. Lineage: Eukaryota; Metazoa; Mollusca; Gastropoda; Lymnaeidae. The record is from the annotation of a GenBank genome assembly.
UGUAAACAACAGAGCAGAAUAGCAAAAGCACACGAUUCUUAAUUUGUUGUUGGAAAGAUGUUUCCACGAAAUUCCAAUAUCUAUGUAAGACCUUUGCGUCGAUAUUGUCUUCUUUGACGGAUAAAUCAACGUUUUGUAAAUUAGUCCACUCUAAGCCAAGUGAGAGUAAGCCUAAACUAAAUACUAAAAUAACUUUCCCAAAGAUAAAAAUGUUUUAAUAAUUGAAAAAAAGAAAAAGACAUUGAGUCAUUGUUUUUUCACCUAUCAAAUACUUUCAAAUUAAUUAUGGAAAAUAAUAAAAUCUACCACUUCAGCAAGCAUGGGUAAUUAUUUAAUUGUGUUUUUCUGGUUUGAUGUAAUUUUUAUUUAAACAGUUAUUCUUUUAAUUUUAUUAAUGAUAAAGGAUGCUUGAGUCUGUUUAUUCAUAGGCAUAGGACAGUGGAGUAAGGGAAACUGGAUUUUCGCUGGCAUAGAAAGAGAGAGUGGAUGCUGUAUUCUCAUUGAAGUGCCAUACCGAAGUGCGAUCACUUUACAGGAGUGCAUAUAUAGAGAUACAUCUUUCCAGGCUCACUUUUUAUAUCGGAUGCAAACCAGAUCAGACAUGGCAUGUACGAAUACUCAUUUGUGGUCCUUCAACAAAAUGACGCUGGUGUCCACACACAGAAUGUUGAAAAUAUGUGGAUGCGCACAAAGUGAAAAGACAGUUUUUCCACUAGUGGUGAUCUUUUCCCUUCAUAUUUGCAUGAGUUCGUGUUCUGCAAUCCUUAUCUUGAAGAUGAUAUUUUCCCAAAUUUCUUAUUACCUUGGGAGAGGAAUAUGCAUAAACUCAAACUCUGUUUUCUUGUCAUACAUUAAAUAAUUUAAAUUUUACUAUUUUAAAAAAUUAUUAAAUUUUUAUAUUAAACAGAUUUUGUCAUGGAUUAUUUAUAUAUGUGCUGAAAUGAAUAUGUAAAAUUUCAUAAAAAACAAAUCCAUUUAUUUAGAUCAAUAAAAAUAUUCUGUUAUCCAUAAAAGAAUAACCUUUAAAUCGCACUUCAAACUGGAGCAACACGGUUUUUGAAUAACUGACACUGAAGUGGUAGAUUACCAUAAAAUGGUCGAAUUUACAAUAAAUAUAAGAAUUAAGAAAUCAGGAAAUUUUAAUUUAAAAUUAAAUUAAAUCACCCAUUAAAAUUGAAUUAGAUUGCAGAAGCCUGGGCCCACAAUAAAUUUCGACAAGUGCACAAACUUUCACAAAACUAAAAUGAUUUAUGGGCCUCCUUACUAGUAUUAAAAGACAUAUUUUAAUUAGACAUAAUGCUUAGAAAUAAAUUAUGUUUGUGAUGAAUGAAUUAUCCUCCUGCAGCAUGUUUCAUUGUGUGGCCUCUUGUUUAAGCAUCUAUCUUCAUCAGUUUACUCAGCAUUGGUAACUUGUACUUAUGACCAAGAUGGGUUUUUUUCUUUAAAUCUUCAUUGAGCCUUGGGCUCCAAUUUAGUUAUUUCUUAAGCAUGUGUGAAAUUGUUUUUCAUAGCUAAUGAGGCUCCCUUGUAAAGCUUCUCUUCAGUUAUGGUUCUGCUACUCUACUGGUUUGUAGUAGAAUUCAAUAUAGACUGGCAAUGGUUUUAUUUUCCCAGUGUCUCAUCUGUUUAUCUUCUUCUUCCUCAUGUAGAUUUGACUGAUGAGAUCUUCUUGAUCCAUAACUUCCUUGUGAUUGGAAGAGACGCUGCAAGUCAGCCACAAUGAAGUUUGCUGAACAUCUGGGUGCCCACAUCACUCCAGAAUGGAGGAAACAGUAUAUACAGUAUGAGGUGAGGUUGUGAGGGUUUUUCUGAGGUAAAGAUAUAUUAACCUUUUUGUUUCUAUAACUUAAGUGCAUUUUAUUUGAAAAAUAUUCUUUGAGAUGAUUCUACAAUAUGUUUAUACAAUUACUGUAUAUGCCCCCUCCCCCCAUUUUUUUUCUUUAAAUGAUACAUUUUUUCUAUGCAUUUAAAAGAAUGUUCGCUUUGUUUUGUUUACAUGAAAAAGUACAUGAAAGAAAUGCUGUAUGAUGCUCAGGAGCAAGCACCGUCAGCUGAAGGUAAGUUUUAGUUUUGGUAAAACACUCAAAAUUUGUGUGCUUUUUAGAAAUUUAGAGUGUUCCUCUACUCCUCUGUCCUUGAUGUAUUUUUCUGUAUUUCUACUUGUCAAGAUCUUGAUAUAUUUUAAGAUGCAUUUGUUGUUGCAUCAAUUAAAAAUUUAAUCUUUUUUGGUUUUUUUAUUGCUGGAUUAUUUUUCCCUUUCAGUCACUGACUCUAGUACUAUACAGAGAUAUUUUGCAAGAUUCACUGAAAAGUUUUUUCAAUUUUGUGACAAAGAGUUAUCUAAAAUCAACACCUUUUUUCUUGGUAAGGCAUAUUUGAUGAUCUAUCUUGGUUUUUAAUUUUUGUCCUUUAUUUUAAGCCUGAAUUUCUAUUAUUUUUUUUAAUUCAGUUUUUUUAAUAUUUUUUUUAUAAAGGUUGAAAUAAAAAAUGAAGUUACCGGUAUUAUUUAACAUUUGUAAAGAGCAAAUGAUAAUAAAAAGUAACCUGAUUUAUAAGUUUCAGUGUGGAAGAUUUCUUAAAUAAUUGAUGAAGGAACAAAAUUCCUUAAGGUUUGAUUAGUUUUAAAUGAGUUUCCACUUAGAUAAUCAUUAUCCCCCCAUGAGCAGGGUGUAACCUCGGUGUUUACUACCAUCAUAACUCAUUCGCUGUUUUAGAGAAAUUGUCAGAGGCCAACAGGAAGUAUGCCAACUUGAAGGCAGAGCUGGAAGUUUUCCUCAACCAUCACAAUCAGCACAAUCAGCGUCAUACACAGUUACGCCGCAGAAAGGCCAGUAUGGCAAAUCUCCAGCUCUUUAAGGUAAUUCUUAGACACCAUAAUGAUACUGUUGAUUUUUAAAAAAAUCACAUUUCAAAAUUUUUUCAGCAAACAAAAGACUAAUUUCAUCUUAUGAAUAAUUAAACGUGAGUGUCUUAUUAAAUUAAAUUUCAAACUGCAUUUUGUAUAAAUUAUUUACCAAAUCUAUUUAAAUUUUGUCUCUCUCCCCUUCCCUCUGAAAAAAAGGAUAAAGAGGUCAAGGGUCAAGCCCUUUCAUCAAUGAGAAAGUUGCAUGACCUGAAGCUGGCUUUCUCUGAGUUUUAUCUUAGCUUGGUCCUGCUUCAGAACUAUCAGACUCUCAACUUUACAGGCUUCAGGAAGAUUCUCAAGAAACAUGACAAGGUGAUCAUAGUUAGUGCAGUUGGUGCUUAACAAAUCUGGAUGACAAUCCCCCACUGGGUCAAAGUUUAGUUUCAUGCAAGUGGAUAUUUCAAGUGCAAAUGAAUGUUUCUUUGAUUUAAAACUAAUGAAACAUGUUGUUAUUGGGUGACAUUAAAUAAAGAUUUGACCAAUGCAUUAGACAUGGGGGUACAAGCAAGUGAGGUUUAACUGUUUUAGUUUGAAACCUUCCCCGUUUAGGAUAAUUGGUUGAAUAUUUUUAAUACUAGGUUGCAUUUGUGAGGUUAGUGAGAUGGAUGUUAGAUCUGUUGUUAAAGUUUACAUAAAAUAAAUAGUCCGCACAUGUUAAUUGCCACACAAUCUAUGGGACCUGAAAACUCCUUGAUACCUUUAAUAAAUGUUCAAUGAUAAAUAACUUUUUUUAAAAGGGAAUCAAUCGGUCACCUAACAAUUUACUCGUUUUAUUGACUGUUUUUUGGUGACAUUCCUGCACUUUCCUGCACACAGAUGAUGCAGACAACAACAGGCACAGAAUGGAGACAGGCUCAUGUCGAAGCUGCACCCUUCUACACCAGCAAGGAAGUGGAUCAUCUGAUAAAGGAUGUGGAGGUAAGCAGCAUUUAUUGUGUCCUGGCUAUCUAAACACUGCUUAGUCUUGAGUGUCUUCAUUCUUUGCCUGAUGAUUUUUAAUAUUUUGAGUCGGCAGACAUUCUAAAUUUUUUUUUUUUUAUCUUAAAAUUAUGGCAGACAUAUUGUGCAGAAAUUAAAUGUAUUAACUAACAUGACAUGUCUCUUCUGAGAUUUAGUGAAUUUUGAUGUUACAGUUUUUAUCAUAUUACCACGAAGGACCACUUUUUAUACUCAAUUUUUGUUUAAAAAGAUAGAAAACGGAAAAUAAUUUCUUUACCUUAAAUUUGUUUUGAUCCCGGCAGCAAAGUGUAACAAGUGAACUUGAGGGUGGAGACAGGUCAAAGGCCAUGAAGAGGCUCAGAGUUCCCCCCCUUGGGGAUGAGGUAACUAAAUUAAAAUACAAUUUUUUUUUUAUGUCACUCUACACUCAUCAAAUGUUGUUUUUUUUUAAAUUAUAAACAACUUAAUCAGAGAUGGGUUAACUAAUUUGGUUUUCCUUUUUUAAAAUUAUUGUUUUUAAAUUAAAACAUUUGGAAAGGUCUUUUUGUAAGAUUAAAAAUUAACAAAAAGAAGACAUAAGUUGACAUUGUUGGUAGGAUGCCUUGUUUUCAAUCAAAUAUUUCAUUAAAAAAACAACAACUUACUUUUCUCUUUUUUUCAAGGCUAAAAUUUGCCUGAACAACGUUCAUUUUGUUAAAAAGUCUUUUAAAAUGUGUAUUAUUGUACAGUAAAACUGCCUUAGAACCACCGCAAUGAAAAAACGAGUGUUGUAAAAUUUAUUUGGGUUGUGUGUCCUUGAACUUGAGUUUAUUUGUUUGAAUUAUUAAAAUAACUGCUUCCCCACCACUGCCUUUCAGGCUCAGCAGGUCAGAACAAUUUUUUCAUUUAUUAAAUAUUGUGAGAUUUGUUCCGUAACAUAUCAUUUAUUUUAAUUUUACUUUUGGAUUAAGUUUCAUAUUUUCAUUGUGGCUCAUUAACUGUCCUCGGUUAUUUUGGUUGCUUUAGUGUAGACAAAUACCUGUCUAACAUAACCACGGUACAACGGUCUCUUUCUUCUUGUGGUCAUCUUGGACAGGUUUUACUGUACAACUAUAGAAAUGUCUGCAUUUAUUCACACUGCUGCAUGAUUUGAAAAUGUGUGAUUGUCCUAACCAUUAACAAAUAUUUCUCAUGGGAUUAGGGAAGUAAACCCAACAUUAAAACUUUAAAAAAUCUGUCACUGUAGCUUACAAUAUCAAGGUUUUUUUAUCUGCUUGUUAUUAUUAUUAUUGUUAGAAAACAGUUUGGUUUUUUUCACUAAUGGAAAAAUUCACAAAAACAUAAAUAAAAUAUAAUUGAAUAUAUCAGAAUCUUGAAGCAUGAAAGAAACAAAGCUAGUGUUUGUUGUUAUAAAAACAUCCCUUUGUUAUCCCAGCUGUAUGUGAUUAGUUUGGAAUCUUUUCUACCCAAACUUGGAAGUUGGAAAUGUUGGAAAACUGAAAUGAGUGUUGACAAGAAAUGCAGAAUUAAUCACAUCUGAAAAAGCUGAUGAUUUUAAUAGUUACCGGAAAUUUGAUUGAAAACAAUUUCGCAGACGGUAAAUUAUCGACGGUAAUUUGAUUGAACGGAAAUUUGGUCAAAUCUUUUUUCAGCUCACACAUUAAAAUUUUCAUCAAAUUUCUUUUUGAAUGCACUAUACUAUGGAGUAAAACAAAAUAAUGCAUUCAAAAAGAAAUUUGAAGCAAAAUUUUAACGUAAAAACUGGAAAAAAAAGGAUUCGACCAAAUUUCCUUUCAAUCAAAUUACCGUUCAUCAAUUUACCAUCGAUGGAAUUUCUUUCAAUCAAAUUUUCAGAUACAGAUUUUAAUUGAUUUGUAUUUUUAAAAAUCAUCAUUUCUAAUUUUAUGAAAACAAAAUAAUUCAAAAGUGAAUGAACUCUUGGCUAUUGUCAUUUUGCCUUUGGAGAUGAAGCGUGUUUUUGAAAUGAACUUUAUUAUUAUUAUUAUUAUUAUUUACUUUCUUAAGUCGAGUAUAAAAAGAAAUGUUUAAUGUUUGUCAAGAGAUAAUUGGUUCAGGGUAAAAGAUGAAGUUCUGUAAUUCUGAGUGAACUUGUGAAUUUUUUUUUAAUGAUUGUUACUCUUUCUGCCAUCAUCUCGUAACAGUGUAAACCAUGUUCUUGGGGCACAUGCACGUGCCAGUGUUCCGGUUACAAGUAAAUAUGAAGAGCGCAUGCCGUCUUCUGGCUACGUGUGCGCCUAUCAGGUUCAUGUUAGAUGUGACCAGUGGCACUCACCGACGAUCAAAGCCUCGGUUCAUUUUGACAUGCUGAGGAUGAACAACAAAGAGCACAAAAUAAUCUCUCUGUGUGGAGAUUUCAGGCUGGAGGCAGAGUGCAGAAUUGUAAAGGAAUCUUGACGACACGUCUUUAUAUCGUAGAUGCUGCCUGCUCACACUCUUCUCACUGCUGUGGGUUACAGACUUUGAGAUCUUUUACUGUGAGAAGUUGAAUUCUAAUGAUCUUUCCCUGUUUCAUUUUUAUUCAUUUUAGCGGUUUAAACAAAAAAUAUAUAUAUAAAGCGAACAAAAUCAGAUGUUUACCAAUGUAUUAGUUGCAGUGACAGCAUUUCACUUGAUGACAAUAAUGUAAACGUGUGAAUACCUUUGAAUCAUAUUAAUUUGACACUAGGCGCCACACAGAUUAUAUUUUAGUUGAAACCAAUUUACAGAAACGUUAAUGAAUACUCCAUCAACACCGAUAAGGUGCCGUCCACAAAGUACGUCUUGCUCAGGAGGAAUUGGGGGGGGGGGGGGGUCUAAGAAAGUGUGAUGGUUUGUGAGGGGUGGGUGGGGGGGUGGGGGUUGGUUAUCAUAUGUGAAGUUACACAUUUGUAUAUUUUUUUAUCAUACAUGUAAAAUCUAAAAUUGAAAUUGAUGAUUAACUUUCAGAAGAUGUCAGUUAGUAGUUUCUGAUUUUAGUAGCAAAGUGUGUUUUAGAUUGAAUUUUAAUGAGCUGUUAACUUCUAAUUAAAANUUUUUAGAUUUGUGACAGUGGGGGGGAAAAGGGGGGGGGGGGUGUGAGGGAAGAAUUGUUUUUAAAAAAUGCCAGACAUAUUUAAUGGAUGGCCCCUCAUUAAAGUUAAAUUGUUUAAAGUUUUUUGCCUUGUAUGGUUUUUCUUUUUUUUUUGCUAAAGAGGGCAUGUGGCUCCAAUGCUCCAAUGUCCCAAACUCUGUUUCGUCCUCGGUGAAACAUCACCAAACUUUUUCUUCUCGGGUUCACGGGUCUUUUAAUCCAUUAAUGUUUUUUUUCUGUUCUAGCAACACCCGUGGACAAACUUUAAAAUGGGGCUCUUCCUUGGCAUGUUCGCAGUUCUUGUUAUAGUCAUCAUUGUCUCAGGUGAGAUUCAUAUAAUAGGUUGUUUGUGAUAGUCAUCAUUGUCUAGGGUGAGAUUCAUAUAAUAGGUUGUUUGUGAUAGUCAUCAUUGUCUCGGGUGAGAUUCAUAUAAUAGGUUGUUUGUGAUAGUCAUCAUUGUCUCGGGUGAGAUUCAUAUAAUAGGUUGUUUGUGAUAGUCAUCAUUGUCUAGGGUGAGAUUCAUAUAAUAGGUUGUUUGUGAUAGUCAUCAUUGUCUAGGGUGAGAUUCAUAUAAAAUAUGUCUGUGUUAUUGACUCCUUAGUUAUAUUUAUUUUUUUCCAGUUUCUGUCACGUAUUUGUACUUCUUUUUUUUUCCUCAUAAAGAAAGAAUUAUGAAAUAUACCUUUUGAACAGUUUAUUACAUUACCAUGUGAUAACAAUUUUAGCUUUUAAAUACAUUUUUAAUGUAUGCUAGAAGAUAUAGCACAGGUAUCUUGGGGCUCUACAUGAAAUUGCAAAGUCUAAUAAUAUUGUGUGGGUUAUUUGAGCCAUUAACAUAAAUUUUAAUUUAAUAUCAAAAUUUUGACAACGUGAUCAAAAAAUUUCUGGUUUAUGAGGUUUCCCUAAGCUUGCUUACAAAUUAAUAAAAUUAAAUCAUCAAUGAGUAGUGAUUGUUAAUAAAAAGAAUGUCAAUAUCUUUUUAUAGAAUAUCUUAACUAUCACAUUCAGAUAAAAUACUUGAAAUAAGUUUUUAAUUAUUAUAAAAAAUGUUUUUCAAGUUUAUAAUAGUAAUAAUUUAUUCGAUUUCCGUAAAAUCAAGAAUGACUAUCAAUGAUCAAAUUUCAGUGUUGUUAGUAAUCCCAAUUUGAUUUAGAAAUUUUAUUUUGAACACAAAUUCUACGCUGUUUGGUGCAAUAGUAUGGAAUUAUUUUAUACUGUGUGCCGCUGAACUCAGCUUUACAGCUUAUUCUUAUUUAUUAGUUUUUGGGGACUGUGAAAGUCAGACAAGUUAUCAAACACAUUCCUUGCAGUUUUGAUGCAGGUCAAAGGUUUAACUCAAAAAUAAAGAAAUGUGUCUCUGUUAAAAAUGAUUUAGGAUAAGGAGAUGAAAUUUAUCUCUGUUAAGUUGAAAAGUCAGUCGGUUUAAUUGACUUCUCUUGUUAGUUUUUCUGGCAUUUUCUUGGAAAGAACAAAUGUAUUUCUUAUGUUCCCAGCCAACUUUGUUGAUCGGGCAAAGGACUGGGAAUCUGCCCUCCACAUGUACCGUGGGUCAUUCCUGGUGAUCUUUGACCUUUUUCUCUUGGGCGUCAACACGUACGGCUGGAGGUCAUCCGGAGUCAACCAUGUGCUCAUUUUUGAAAUUGAUCCAAGGAAUCACCUGACACACGCACAGCUCCUGGAGGUUUGCCAUUGGUUACCUUGUGAUAUCAACUGAGGGGGCUUAUUGUGUAUCUUAAUUGAUUAUGAAAGAUAGGUGAAAAAUGUUGCAAAGUCGGAUUAGUUAAGAUUCAGUGUUUAUUUAACUAGUUAUUUAUGCUCCAAUUUUUUUUAUAUAUAUAUAUUAAAAAAUAUCCAAUUUAAAUUAACUUGUAAUCUAAUUAAAAAAAUUUUUAAGUCAGGUGAUGAAACAUUUUUUUUGUAAAAAGCGUGCCGCUAUAAUAACGUUGGUUUCACUUUCUGUUAGCUGGCUUCCUUCCUAGGUGUCAUCUGGGCACUGAGUGUGCUGUCAUACCUGUACAGUGAGUUCUUUGGCAUCCCCCCCAUGGCCAUGCCACUCGCCUUCACCACAUUCCUCAUCAUUGCCCUUGUCAACCCUUUCAAGUUCUUUUACUACAGAGCCAGGAUGUGGCUGCUCAGAAUACUGGUAACUCUUGAUUUAUUAUUAGUUCAAUUACUGUCAUCGCAACCAAUCAUCUGGCCACUAUGCCCCUUUCUUUGGUGUCACGGCCUAUGGCUAGUAAAAUGGUAAUUAAAAAUGCUAAUGAUUUAAUGUAUGUUGGCAUAGGAGAGAUCACUCUAUGAAAUGAAUUUCCUUCCUGUUUCUGCAUCUUUUUGUGUGCUUUUAUCAGCGCUUGAUUUGUGAUUAACGCCAGUAAAAUUUUCUCCAAUUUUUUGGUCUGGGUCUCUCCGGAUUGGAAAAUCAACAUAGAAUUUCUUUACUUGAUUUAUUCCAAUUUGAUAAUGAACAAGAUGAUCUCAUGAACAUUCCAUAUGAAAGAUCAGUGACGACAUAUAGUCUGAUAUUGACGACCUUAUCACUGAACCUGAUAUGGUUACGGAAAAAUUUGGUUGGGACUUGGUUGACCUUGAGCAAAUAGACGAAGAUUGGAUCUUAAUUUCACUGUCAGAAAUCCUGGUUGCUCUGAGAAUACAAAUUUGGAAAUGUGUUCAGAGCCUAUUAAUUUUUGUUAAUUAAUUUUUGAUGAUGAACUUUUGAACACUUUACUGUGAGAGACAAAAAUAUGCACAACAUUUCCUGACCAUGGGCUAAACAGUUGCCAGGAGAAGGCAUUACAAUGGAAUUAUUAAAAUACCUAUGCCUUCUCCUAAACACGGGCCUCAGUUGUGAAAGAAAAAUCUUCAACUACUGGGCAACCACGCCAGCUCUUUUGAAUGCAUGCUUCAAUGACACAAUGAGCUUUAAUUUAUUCACAUAAAUACAUUAUAGAAUUCUGAAGGUCAGUGGCAUUUCUUCAGAGAAGAAAGUUGAGGAUGGAUUGGUCCCUUUGAGCAAAGUUAGACCUGCUCCAGACAAAAAUAAUGGUAUGUCCAAAAAUUAUUAUGUGCCAUCCACCAGGAAUAUUUCCAUUGACGAAUCCGAUGAUCAGCAUUAUGAACUGGCUGGUGUGCAUCCAUGGUAUGCCAAACAAGCGACGUGCAAGGCUUGUAAACAAAAAGUUCCAAGUGUGUGAUUCAAAUAGCCAUGUAAUCCAGAUUGUUAAACCAAGGGUACCAUUCCAAGUGUGUGAUUCAAAUAGCCAUGUAAUCCAGUUUGUUAAACCAUUUGCUCACAGUGUCUAUACAAAGCCAGCACUUGCAUGGUUUCUUUCAAACAACUAAAUAUUGCUUGCUGGUGCUGUGAGAGACAAUUCUAGAGGCUCACCAGAGGAAAGGUCCUUAAAGCUGACUGCCGGAGAAUGCAAAUUCUGACGCAAAGGGGAGAUGUUGUGUCUUGCCUUGAAGAAGUCACAGACAAAGCCAGUAGUAUUGAGAAGAAAUCAGAUUGAUUGAAACAGCCAUUUUUUUAAUGUAAUUUAUUCAUGAGUGAUGUUGAUGUGAGGGGCAAGUAAAUUUUCCAUUUUGCUCCACAACAUUCAAGAAGAAUGUUACUGGAAGAAAAUAUUCCAGAAUCUGAUUGAUGUUGCUAAGAUCAUAGAUCAUUUACAAGUCUGUGGACCCUUGUAAAAUACUGAAGAGUGACUAGUACAUCCUAUCAACUGUGCAGUCCCUAUGGACCACCAUUCGCUAGCCACCACCAAUUCAACCUGCCAUUCAACAUUGCUUGCCAGACACAGAUACUUCUGUGCAUCUGCUGUUUUUAUUGUAGGAAAAGGACUGUUUUGUUUGCUGUGACUGAAGCAAGGACAAAAAAAAAAUAAGCACGGGCAGGAAAUGGACACAGCAAUUGUGUUCUGCUUUCCAAGUUGGCUGCCAUGAGCAUUGGGAACCUCAUUCAUCAGACAAACCAGGGUCUCAGAAGACAAAAGUAAACCAAGACAUACAUGUUUGUGCUGUUCAUUUCACUAUUACCAUUAUUAUUAUCACUUGAUUACAAAUAAAGUAAUACAGUGGGCACGUCUAUGCUUUCAAACUAAAACUGUAAAGCUGACAAAUAAUUAUAAUUAGCGUAUUUUAAACUUUUUCUGUAAAAAAUAUACUCAUAAGGGAGCACCCAUUAAUUUUAUUUGCGCACUAAAUAGAAACAAUUUUAAAAACUAUAAAAAAAAAGGAUGAAAUUGGAAUGUUUCUAAAUAAGAUGGCCGAUAUGAGAUAUUGCAUUUCAUGCAACAUGUGCUCUUUGGUUUUGAUGCCAUACAAUGAACAGAAAGGGUUUAAUUUCAUCCUUGGUCUACAUGAUAUUGUCAAUUUUUUUAUAAAUUAUUAAUCAAUCAACCCCUUUAGUGCUACGUUUCUGUUUACAGUUUAGAAUCUUCACAGCCCCAUUCCACCAUGUUGGCUUUGCCGACUUUUGGCUGGCUGACCAGCUCAACAGUCUUGUCACUGUGCUCCUAGACCUGGAGUACCUCAUCUGUUACUAUGCCUUUGAGGUGGAAUGGCUUGGAGAUAAAAGUAGGUCACUGUUUGUGAUGUCAUGUCCUUUGCAGCCUCAAGUGUAAAGAAAUGGAGUCAUAAAAAAAGACAAUUAGAAUUUAAAAGUUAAACCUUUAGUGUUUGUGUAUCUAUUUAUUAAUUGAGUUUUUUUUUCUCAAAAGACCUGUUCAAUUUUUAUUAAACUACUGGAUUCAAUCCACUUUCAGCUCUGCCUUCUCAUGCAUAUUUUUUUUCCUCAUCACGCUUUGACCCUAUUAUAUCAAAACAAAUUUAAAUAAUAACUUACUGUAACUUUACUGUUAUCACUUCAUCUUUUUACCAGGGCAGAGCGUCUGCAACAAAAACAUCUACGGUGUUAUUGCCAUUAUUUCCUGCUUGCCGGCCUGGUUCCGGUUCGCCCAGUGCUUGCGACGUUACCGUGACACCAAGCUGGUCUUUCCCCACAUUGUGAACGCUGGCAAAUAUUCCACAACAUUUUUCGUGGUGCUGUUCUCCACACUGUACAAGAUUCAUGUUGGUAAAUGAAUUUUUUCAGUUUGGUUUGGACGUAACCUUCAUUAGCUCUUAUCAAAAUACUGCCUUCAAUUUAAAAUGAUACAAGAUAUGUGGUAUACACAUUUUAAAAUAUUUUUGCGGACAUGCGUAAUAAAUUUUUAAAAAACGUUUUCUUUGUUAUUAAAUCAAUAAGUUAGAGUUUGAGCGUGCUGUUUCACAACAUUAUUUGAAAAGCCUGCUUAAGUAAAGCUUGACCUUGCAACAUUUUCAUGUGUUGUGUUAACCAUAACAUUUUCAUGUGUUGUGUUAACCAUAUCAUGUUCACCAUCCCUGGAUGGAUUUAUAUGACUGAGUUGGUCAUUUCCAGAGCUGUAUGGGGAACACUAUCGCCAGACCUCAACCUUCUUCUACCUGUGGAUUGUUGCUGCCGUCGUAAGCUCAUGCUACACGUACACCUGGGAUAUCAAGAUGGAUUGGGGGCUCAUGGACAAGAAUGCAGGGGAUAACAGGUUCCUCCGAGAGGAAGUUGUCUAUGCCUAUAAGGUGAGUAGCGGCGGGGGGGGGGGGCCCUGGGGUGGGGGGGUCAUCGUCUGACAAUUGGGGUAGAGAUUUCAUUGCUGCAAAAUAUGUUCAGAAGUCUGUGCUUAUGAUGAGGUGGGUUACAAUGUUAUGUUACAUCGAUAUGUAAAUCAGUGUUUUGCCUGUAAAAAGUAUGUGUGGGGGGGGGGGUUGUUGUGAGAAGGCGGGACAGUAACUAUGAUUUAGAUUAACGGUAACUCUGUUUAAAGGACAGCAUGGAGAAAGGGAAUGUGCGGCAUCCAGCUGGUGGCUACUUACACUGUGUUGUUAUGGGAACCUAAGAAGCUCUCCAUUGAUCACUUAAUUUGGUUUCCUCAGUCAUCAGUUAUUUCAUAUUUCCAGUGAGACUCAAGUAUACUUGGUCAUCUUUAAUAACAUAAGAAGGGUUAAUUUAACAAUGAACUUUUUUUAUGAAACUUUAAAAAUAAUUUUACUCUUAAUUUUAUUAACAUGAAGUCUUAAGUUUAAAAUGAUAUUAAGUCAAGCUGCACUGGACAGUGGAGAGUUUUUACAGAGACUCAAUGUGUAUUUAUUUUUAGAGGUUUAAGGUGUUGGAGAAAAACCACCUAAGUUUUGAUGUAAUGGAACUUUUGAUAAAUUUUCAUAGUUAUUCUAAUAAUUCCAUUUUUUUUUUUGUUCUGACCUGACAUAUUAUGAUCACUUAUAUUUUUACCGUACACUUUACAAUAUGUCACGCUGUGUUGUUAUCUUGGGGUUUUUUUCUUUGCCGGUUACCCACAGGCCUACUACUACUUUGCCAUGUUGGAAGACUUUGUUCUACGUUUCCUUUGGACGUUGACAGUCUCUGUUGGUGAAGGACUCUUCUAUAACAGCACCGUGCUGAAAACAUUGUUUGCCUGCUUGGAGGUCUUUAGGUAACGAUAACUGGGUAGUGAUUAGCUGGGUUUAAUGAUGGCUGGGUAGUGAUAGCUGGGUUUAAUGAUGGCUGGGUAGUGAUAGCUGGGUUUAAUGAUGGCUGGGUAGUGAUAGCUGGGUUUAACGAUGGCUGUGCAGGGAUAGCUGGGUUUAACGAUGGCUGUGCAGGGAUAGCUGGGUAGUGAUAGCUGAGUUUAACGAUGGCUGUGCAGAGAUAGCUGGGUUUAACGAUGGCUGUGCAGGGAUAGCUGGGUUUAACGAUGGCUGGGUAGGGAUAGCUGUGUCUAACGAUGGCUGUGCAGCGAUGGCUGCGUAGAGAUAGCUGAGUUUAACGAUGGCUGUGCAGCGAUAGCUGUGUUUAACGAUGGCUGUGCAGGGAUAGCUGGGUAGUGAUAGCUGGGUUUAACGAUGGCUGUGCAGGGAUAGCUGGGUUUAACAAUGGCUGUGCAGGGAUAGCUGGGUAGUGAUAGCUGGGUUUAACGAUGGCUGUGCAGGGAUAGCUGGGUUUAACAAUGGCUGUGCAGGGAUAGCUGGGUAGUGAUAGCUGGGUUUAACGAUGGCUGUGCAGGGAUAUCUGGGUAGUGAUAGCUGGGUUUAACAAUGGCUGUGCAGGGGUAGCUGGGUAGUGAUAGCUGGGUAUCAUUAGGUAACUAUAGCUGGAUAGCAAUAGCUCGCUAGCGAUAGCUGGGUCACCAUAGCUGGAUAGCUACAGGUGGGUAACGAUAGCUGGGUUUAUCAUUCACUUAACCAUUCAAAUAAUUGCAAGAGAAAAUGUUCAAACACCCAAGCAUGUCAAUAGUUGUCGUAAAAUGACUCUUUUGGAGGACAAUUUGACACCAAUGAUACCCUCUGGUGAAAUGCUGAGAUUUUUGUCUGUCCAAUCAAUGCUUUCAGGAGAUUUGUUUGGAACUUUUUCCGCUUGGAGAAUGAACACCUGAACAACUGUGGUCAGUUCAGGGCGGUGAGAGACAUCUCUAUAGGGCCGAUAGACUCCAACUAUGAGCAGCAGCUGCUGGACAUCAUGGACAGUGAGAAUGAGACGGACUGGAGACUGCAUGACAAGAGGAGGCGCGGUUUCAGGUACAUCUGACUUUUUAUGUAGUUCUCUGGAAGGCCGUACGUUUCAGAGACAUUUGACUUUUUAUGUAGUUCUCUGGAAGGCCGUGCGUUUCAGAGACAUUUGACUUUUUAUGUAGUUCUCUGGAUGGCCGUACAUUUCAGAGACAUCUGUCUUUUUAUGUAGUUCUCUGGAAGGCUGUGCAUUUCAGAGACAUUUGACUUUUUAUGUAGUUCUCUGGAAGGCCGUACGUUUCAGAGACAUUUGACUUUUUAUGUAGUUCUCUGGAAGGCCGUACGUUUCAGAGACAUUUGACUUUUUAUGUAGUUCUCUGGAAGGCCGUACGUUUCAGAGACAUUUGACUUUUUAUGUAGUUCUCUGGAAGGCCGUACGUUUCAGAAACAUUUGACUUUUUAUGUAGUUCUCUGGAAGGCCGUACGUUUCAGAGACAUUUGACUUUUUAUGUAGUUCUCUGGAAGGCCGUACGUUUCAGAGACAUUUGACUUUUUAUGUAGUUCUGUGGAAGGCCGUACGUUUCAGAGACAUUUGACUUUUUAUGUAGUUCUCUGGAAGACCGUACGUUUCAGAGACAUUUGACUUUUUAUGUAGUUCUGUGGAAGGCCGUACGUUUCAGAGACAUUUGACUUUUUAUGAAAUUCUCUUAAAGGCCAUACGUUUCCGAGAGAUGAAAAGGAUAUUUGAAAAGAUAGAUUAAAUUUUUUUGGUGUCAGAAAUCGCAUUAAUUGCGGGAAUAUAAAUGAAUCAAUUUGAUAUGUAUUUAAAGUAGAAAUUAUAUUUUUUUAUUGAUUAAGGAAAGACUGCCUACUUGUAGUAGUUACAUACAUUUACAAUUGUUUUAAUGUUGUAUUUCCUAACUCGACAAAGCUCUCCUUCCCACCUUUGAUCAAGGAGGAGGAUUUGCUUUAUUUUGUGUAUUAAACACGCUGACAGAAUUCUUAUUUGUUUUUCCCAACAGGAGCAACAAGGAAUCUCGGCUGUUCAUAGACGAGGAUGAUGAGAGAGUGCCACUCGUCAAUGGCAGCAAAGAGUUGAAGAGAAUGUAGUUUAUCCAUGUUUCUUACCAUGCCAACUGUUUAUAUCCCAGGUGCUGCGGCUGCCUACAGAAUUCCAAUCAUCCACAGUCAUUGUUUGAACUGAAAAUGCUUUUAUAGAAGGAUAAAUCCAUCUUCUUUGAGCUGCUGGUGCCUUUAUAGAAUGUGAUUUAACCAUAUCCAUGGAUUACUGAAACGUUUGCUGCCUUCACAGAAUUAAAUGAAUUUACAUGCAUUAAUUGUUUCAACAGCCAUGUUGGGAAGAAAAUAACUUUUUUUUUGCUUUCAAAAAACAUGAGGUUGUCUACCAUAUAAAAAAAUACUUCAAGUUGCUGGGACCAAAAAAAUGCUGAAACUUUUUCUACAAAGGUAGUGAGCCUGUUUUUUUUUUUUUUUUUUUAAUGUACUACCAAAGACACAAUUCUUGAGACUACAUUGAAAAAUUAUGUACCUCGAAUAUGCUGUAAUCAACAAGUUAAUGUACUUAAGAUAAUGAUUAAUUUUUUUUUAUUUUCUAUAAUAAUUUUGCAAUGGUUUAUAAAUUUACCAACAGUUAUCUGAUUUUGGAGGUGAUGUGAGUUAACAAAUAUUUUAUACAGUUUUUUUUAUGAGCUGAU